UUCACCCUGGCCUCCGAUAAGCUGGAGACCAAAACAAUCUUCCCUCCUCCCAACCUGCCCAGAGACUUCAGGCCGGUCCACUACUUCCGUCCAGUGGUGGACCUGUCCAGCGUCAGCCCCAUGGUAGCCCAGGCCCUGAAGACGUCUCGAGGCCACAUGGCCCAGGAAGAGCCCUCUAAGGGGGGUCGUCACCAGCUGGACUCUGCCCAGAGGAGGGAGCUGCUGGGGGAGGCUACACUGCAAGGCCCCAGCUCUGUGUUUGACCUGCUGAAGGUUGAGGACAGAGAGAGACUCUCCGGCCUACGGAGGCCCUCCUCAGACACCAGCUCAGGCCCCAGACAGCCUACCCCUGGGGAGGCCAGAGCAGCCGUUGUGGCUGCAGGGGUAGCGGCUGCAGCAGCCAGAGCCUCCGCCCAGAAGGCCCUGUCUAGCAGGUACACCUAUAUCUGUCUGUCUGACCGUGUCUGA
Molecule: messenger RNA, 468 nt
Organism: Oncorhynchus gorbuscha (pink salmon)
Lineage: Eukaryota; Metazoa; Chordata; Actinopteri; Salmoniformes; Salmonidae
Product: G patch domain-containing protein 1-like
Exons: 3
Coding region: 121-468 (115 amino acids)
Source: RefSeq, a predicted model, not a curated record